GGGCAAAUAAGGGAACGUUGUACAGCUUUUUAAAACGACGUGGCAGGAAUCGUUGUGCAACCGUAGCCAAAAACGCCAUUAAAUCAUAGUACGCCAACGCACAGGCAGGGGUGCAUUAUCCUUGAACACAAGACGUUCGCAUAUAUACGUACAGUGCGCAUAUGCUACCUCGACGGCCUCAAUAUUCAAAGUGACAAACCCGCUUAUCGUACAAUUCAUCGUGACCAGCGCAUAGAGCAAGUCUAGCUUUCGCUACCACUUGAUGUAAAAUUAAAGUCGAAAUAUUUCGUCGACAAACACGAUGCGAUCGUUAUCGCGUAUUUUGUUGGGUAAAAAUACAACGUGACCCUGAAACCUUUGUAAAGUAUCGCUUUCUUUUUUAUUCCUCUAUUUCUUCAAAUUCGUAUGGACACGCUUCCUUCUGAGCUGCUUCUCAUCAUUUUACGUUUUGUGGACGAUGUUGCCGACAAGUGCCAGCUGGCUAUAUCAAGCCGACGAAUGCAUAAUCUACUAUGCAGCAAUCCGGGGUGCUGGUCACCGCUCGAUCUUUCACGCCACGGCGAUCGCAUAACAAACGCUGUCCUCGGUUCAAUUUUACGCAAACGUGCAAUUCCCAUUAUACUUCCAAGCGUAAUGUCCUCAUCAACAGCGACAACGUCUACAGUAACCGGGACCAUUGGCAAGGCGAAUAUUGAUGACCUCGGGACGAUCCGACAGGUAAACCUGAGUGGUUGUUGGUGCCUGACACCCGAGGCUAUAAACAUGGUAGCGUGCUCCUUGCCACAGCUGACGAAGCUUCAACUCGAUCGAUACGGCAGCACGCCCAAAGUAUGGCCUUUUGAACAACGCGACCACUUGUACCAAAUGCGGCCCUCACACAACUUGUCGUCACUCGCAAUGGAUAUGUUUAAAGUACCCCACAUGAGCCUCACUCUGUCGGAAUCAACGCUGCACUUUGUUUUGGGACAAUGUGGCCGGAUUGAGACGCUGUCGCUUCGAUACCAGAACCUCGGCAUUAACGGCUGCCGUGCCAUUGGACGGCUCCAACACCUACGUCAUCUCGACAUAUCGUCAUGCACAAUCACACAGCCUGUACUGCAAAUAUUAAUACGAAACGCAGGUCACCGUCUGGUGUCGCUCAAAAUGCUAAACAUCGAAACAACGAACUUGACUCUGCUGAGUAUGCAGCAACAUGCUAAAAAUUUGGAGCAACUACACUUGUCAUGCCAAGAACCUCAGGUGUUGGUGGGUAUAGUGCGGAUGUUGGAACGACUCGACAAACUUCAGGAUUUUCGACUUACACAGUUGCGGACAGGCGGAAACGUGGAUGUCAUUGUCGAAGUAUUGAACUCUGCAACUUUGCGACGACUCGAUCUAUCACCUAAAUUGGAUUUCCAUCCACGAGACCCGAAAACAACAACACCAGGAGCUCGGCUGGUUUCAGCACGCGCCUCACCACCUGGCAACACAGCACAGCGACGGCGCUCACCAUCUCCCAACGGAAAUAUGCAUCCACUCAAAGUAGUUAACAGUAAAAGCAACAGUCCCUCAUCGUCAUCAUCGCCUGUGAAGAAGCCGCUUCAGUUACUCCAACUACCACGAACAGAGCACCAAUUACAUUUGACAGACAUAUCACUGACGACACUUUGUAGCUUUAAAGGACUUGUGGAGCUGCGACUGUGCUAUCCUGUGGUUUCGACACCGGCCUUGACAAAUUUGUUUAAAUGCUUGCCGAACUUGGAGAUACUCGAACUUAGGAUGGAGAUGCGCAGGGCGGCGAUUUGUUCCUCUUCUUCUACCGGUCGUUGUGGGCAACAAAAAGGGGAAGAGAAAUUGUGGAUGGAGCAAGACGAGACAUCUGUGGAUGUGCUGCGAGGGUUGUUGCCAGACAAUGUUCCUAGGCUACGAGAACUAUCGCUAUACCACUCAUGGAUCAGUGUUGCCACGACACGUACGAUCUGCUCCUUCCAACAUCUGCGUGAGCUUACCAUCUACAACUGUGGAAAGAUGACUGAACGUGAACCUGAACUCGUACGGCGGUGGCUGCUUUCGCUUCAUCGGCUCAGGUUACUUCGUGUAGGCCGGAUUGGCCAUAUCCGGUGUGAUCUCUUGGAUGAUAUCGCUACGGCAAGCAAUCCACAACCAAAACGUACUUCGAGACCAGACGGCGAGUUUAUCUUUACUCGCCGUCCAUAUUCUGGGCAAUGGAAAUGGACUUGUAUCAAUGACUAGAGAACAAUAAAGUGUCCGCAUCUCCUUUUCCAUUGAAUGUGAUACAAAUAUCAAAAGGC
Zychaea mexicana is the source of this 2291-nucleotide messenger RNA. RefSeq lists its product as uncharacterized. Gene Ontology annotation, molecular function: protein binding. Lineage: Eukaryota; Fungi; Mucoromycota; Mucoromycetes; Mucorales; Lichtheimiaceae. Gene Ontology annotation, biological process: SCF-dependent proteasomal ubiquitin-dependent protein catabolic process. The record is from RefSeq and is a predicted model, not a curated record. The coding region runs from base 406 to 2232 and encodes 608 amino acids. The transcript has a single exon. Gene Ontology annotation, cellular component: SCF ubiquitin ligase complex.